AACCCUGCAAGACGACGACGUUUUACCAAAACCCUGAACCUCCUCUGAGUGGAAGUCUUGAUUAUGUGUAAAUGAAGAAGCGAAGCUCUUUCUCUACUCCACUCCUCGAUAAUUCAACGCCCGAAUAAAUAGCCUCCUGUUUUCUUUUGUAAUUUGCUCAUUUGAUGCCACUUGCUGAGAAGUUACUGAUACGAAGAUUAAUUCGGGAAGGGGAUUUCAAGAAAUCUAAAAGGCGAGAUAGGGGGGAAAUGCCACUGACGUCAAGAUUCGUUUUCUUAUCAAAAAGCCGUUCUGAAGCAUCUAUUCGGAAUAUUAGGGGAUUUUUGCCAUACAGAUGGCUAUCAUCAUCAGUCCUAACCAGAUCUACCCAAAACAAUGUUUCUCAUCCGUUAGCUGUGCAGGAAAAGAUGGGUAACUGUAAAUUUCACCGUUUUGAGAAAUACUACACUUCAGACACAAGGUCCUCAAGCAACAGAAAGCCUCCUUUCCCAUUACCUGACCAAGAUGUUCCUCUUAACACUUGGAAAGCGUUUUUAAUUCCUGGCACUGUUCUAGCUGGCAUUGGUGGAUUGGUUUUGUACAUGCACCAUAAUGAUGAAAGAAGAGCAAUACCAAAAGGUAAGGGAGAAAAACUCAGGAGUACAACUGACGGCCCAAUCAUUGGCGGCCCCUUCAGUUUGAUUGAUACCCAAGGUCGACUUGUAACUGAAAAGAGUCUUCUGGGAAAUUGGGUUCUUUUGUACUUUGGCUACACUUUCUCCCCCGAUAUUGGUCCAGAAGCUGUUCGAAAGUUGGCAAAUACCCACUCCAUAUUAGCAAAACAGCAAAUCCGCAUCUUACCCAUAUUUGUGACAAUUGAUCCUCAGCGGGACACCCCCAAACAUCUUCAUGCUUAUCUCGAAGAGUUUGACUCGAGCAUAGUGGGAUUAACUGGACCCAUUGCAGCCAUAAGGCCGAUGGCACAAGAGUAUAGAGUAUUCUUCAAAAAAAUUGAUGAUGAAGGACAUGACUAUCUCGUUGAGUCUUCUCACAACAUGUAUUUGGUGAACCCAAAUAUGGAAGUUGUAAGAUCCUUUGGGGUCAAUUACAGUGCAGAGGAGCUGGCAGAGGAGAUAACCAAGGAGAUUAAGAAAACUAAAGCAUCCAAAUAAAAAGUUGGUAUGUCUCGUAGCUACAUGUUUUGCGUCUGACAAUUAUUUCGUUUCUUUCUUCAAACUAGUUACACCUCAGGAAUAGUGAUUUACCUUGUCAUUCAUUUACUACAAUUGCCAAAGCUUGUAGUUUUAUAUUUUGCAAUCAAUUUGAAGCAAGCAUGAAAUGCUACUCAAAAUCAAGCUACUCAACCUGAACAGCCCACAAAUACGAAAUGAUGCUGGACUUAAUUUUAUCUUUACAUUGAUCUGACUUGAAUAUAUAUGCUGCAAUUAAAUGUGAUUUUCUCAAUGCUCCAUGUUGAUAGAUGAAAGGUGAAUUCCUCUUAUUAUUAUUAUUAUUAUGCAGGUGAUUGAGUUGUGUAUUGUAAUUAAUAGAACUUAUAAUCAGCUUGAUGUGGUUUGAAGAUUCAUACUAGUAUGUGUUUUUGUUUUUCAAAACAUGAACUAAAAUGGUUUCAUUGAUAUUCUGUCACCAUGUAUUAACUGAGUGUUGUCAAUUUGCAUACCAUAUUCAUUUAAAAGUUGUCAUAUAAAUGCUGCUAUUGGCUUUGGUUCAAAU
This is a messenger RNA of Andrographis paniculata, 1713 nucleotides long. Its product is annotated as protein SCO1 homolog 2, mitochondrial. NCBI's taxonomy places the organism in Eukaryota, Viridiplantae, Streptophyta, Magnoliopsida, Lamiales, Acanthaceae. Bases 165 to 1151 code for a protein of 328 amino acids. The transcript is spliced from 8 exons. Gene Ontology annotation, biological process: mitochondrial respiratory chain complex IV assembly. The record is from RefSeq and is a predicted model, not a curated record.